AUGGAAUACGUGAACUCGGUGAACUGGUCUGGGAUACUUGAACCCUACAUGGCCGGUUGCGAGUGGUUUACGGACAUGUUGAGCGAGCCAAUCCCACCUGACUGGAAUCCACAACUUGCAAGUGCAGGACCGGCAACCCCGGCUCCACCUACAAACGACUCGCUGGCAGUCUCCACCCACGUCGAUACACCCAGUAGCCAACCUCAUCAAGUCGGCAACCCCAACAUGGACGAUCAUGUUAUUCCCGUGGCCUUUGGGGAUAUACAGACUUCUGCCGCGGGUGAUGAUAACUCCCCCCAAGCUGUCUCCGUUGAGGAUCUUGGACCUUUUGAAAUUGUGACUACGGGCAUCACUCAAGCGGAACAGAUGACGGCUGGAACAUUUGACCCUGCCAGCCUCGCCCAGGCUCCCAUGAUCCUCAAUUCAGGGUCUAUGGACCAGACUCAUACGAAUUACUAUACUUGUGAUGCCUCCAACCAGAUGGGUACUCUGGCGGCCACACACUCCAUGGGCAUAGACCAGGCUCAGUAUAGCGCAGCUAUACGGAAUUAUCACAACCCCGCGCAGCUUUAUCGCACGUCCGCAGGAGAGUAUUUCAACAAGGUCCCUGUGAGCUCCUACGCCACUCCACCGGUCGAACACGCAGUGGAUGCAUUUGGACCUUUCCCCAGCCAGCAAAUGGUUCCUUCACCGGGGAGCCAUACCGGCACGCCUCCAUACCGAGUUGCUGCCGCAGGGGUCCACCAGGGCUUCAACACACCUGGCAACCAACUUAAGACCACCAGUGCGACCCACUCGGGUAGCACCUCGAGCAGUUCGGGCAUGCGUUUCCAACGUCACAGUAUCCCUCAGCCGGGCGCUUUGGAUCCUCGCCAGUUCUUCUCCCCCACGCAGGUGGAAUUUGGACAGCAGCCUCUCGGACUAUCGACUGCUGCAACCCAACAGGGUGCGCAAUCUGUUGCCGAAAGUUCCCAGGUUUUCGUCAAGACUCUGCAGUCUAGCCCCCCCGUUCAUUCCCCCAAACAACCAAGCUAUGGAAGAGUGGUCGCUGCAGGAGCACCAACUAUCUCAGGCGGGGAUGUCCAGGGUGGUGUAAAAGAAAUCGCCUCCAAAGAGCCUGUUUCGAUGCAUUCGGGUCCGGAUACGACAGCCGUAUUUCAUCAAGCCCCGACUGCCCUUCAACCUCAGAGUCCGGCCCCCCAGCCCAGCUAUGCGCCGGAUGUCCGCAUGCUUAUGGACCCGGCUGCUUAUAACGUGAACACUGCAACCAAGUUCGGUUCUCUCACCGAAGCCCGGGAGGCGAAUCGGUCCCAGUCUGCAAUCCAGGCGGACGACACGAUUCCGACCCUUGAGAUCCAAAAGCGGGCCAUUGUGAAAGCCUUGACUGACGCGGUGCUUGGCACGACGCACGCUGAAGACAAUCCAGGCAUGAUCAAGCCGUUUACUGACGGCAAGUACAGUGUCAGCCGCGUCGAGACCGCGUGUUGGGAGCUACUUGAAAGCAUGAUCUCGCGACAGACGGCUGGCCCGUUGGUGUCAGGUGUUGGGUCCAAGCGCAAGACCUUGGGCGACACCAUGACAUUCGCAGAACGCCUCACGAAGAUCCUAGAGUACUUGGCCACGCAGAAAACCAUCUGUAAGCAUCUCUUGGAUCCACUGUACAUGCAUCAAUUUGUCGAUGACCCUGUCGCUGCGUAUAAGCGCGUCAUUGCAAACAAGUCGCUCAACAAGCGCAAAGGGGAGGUGAUGAAUGCAGGGAAAGAGGCACUGGGCGCGAAGAAGACGACCAAACCUCCUCCGAGCCAGAGUGAGGCCGUGGGCCAGCAACCCAUCGUGGCUGCCAAUGUGACGCCGAUCACGACCCCCGGAAGCGUCUCAACUGGAGGAAAUGUGACACCGACCCCGACUGGUGGCCGCCGCUCCAUGGCUUCUUCUGCUCAUGGGGCCCCUUCCGUCUCGACCAACCCGGGUGACCCAAACUUCAUGAUCCUUCCGGGCAAUACUGGCUCGCUGUCUCGGCUUGGGCAGAGCCCGAAUGUACUACCCGCCGUUGCAGCAAGAAUCGCCGGUCAUGGUCAUCGCAUUGUCUCGCCUACAUCCCAUCCGCGAUUCAGCACCGGCUUCCCACCUCCACCGCUGGCACACCAGCAUCUUGCAUCUCAACCUCCCACUUGUGUUCGGCCUAGAGAGCUUCUUCAUCAUGCAGAGGAGACACUCGCAGGUAUUAUGCAACGUAGUAGGGCAGGGUCACCUCAACCACAGACCGCCGGCCCUGCCCAGAAUGAUCGGAAGAGGCGCGUAUCCGAUACAGACUUCGAAGAAAAUCCUUCAUCGGGCAAGAGACAGCAUUAG
Aspergillus heteromorphus CBS 117.55 is the source of this 2352-nucleotide messenger RNA. RefSeq lists its product as uncharacterized. Lineage: Eukaryota; Fungi; Ascomycota; Eurotiomycetes; Eurotiales; Aspergillaceae. The transcript has 5 exons. The record is from RefSeq and is a predicted model, not a curated record. Bases 1 to 2352 code for a protein of 783 amino acids.